CGGGCGGACUUAGCUUUGAGGAUGAGGACACUCUCACUUGAAGUGAGGCUUGGAGAAGAAGCCGCGUCCAAAAAGUCGUCAUAGAGCAACGUCAAGUGUGUCGGACGCCCAGCAGCGGGACAGUGACGAGGGGCUUGGAGCAGCGGGACGGUGACGAGGAGCUUGGAGCAGCGGGGCGGUGACGAGGGUCUUGGAGGAGCGGGACAAGAGCGGUACGAGUGGCCGGGCGACGCCAUCGAUGACGGGCUGCUGUGUUCACACAGGUUGCUAGUUAGCUCGCUGCCGUUAGCCGUCUUCCUCCGCUGCCCAGCCACUAAACGCCUCCCGGGGACAACUUUUACACCAAAAAGACAUUUCCCCCACCGGUACUUUGCUCGCUAACUCCCUCACAAUGUGCUGCUUUUUGGGACGUUUAUCCAGUUGGCCGGCCGCUAGCAUCGGCUGACCGAAGCGACUUUACUCUUUUUUUUUUUUCCUACAAUUUUUUAAUUUUUUUUAAUAUCGCCUUUUUUGUAACAAUUUUAACGACAAACUAUUCCUGUCGGACUAGUUUAGAAUUAUUAUUUUUUUAAGACUAAAAAAAGUUUUCCUGGAGGAUUUCUUCCCCCCCCCGCCUGUGGAAAAUGGAUGCGGGCAUAGAGAAGGAAUGCAGCGCCUUGGGAGGGCUCUUCCAGCUCAUCAUGACCGACAUGAAGGCCAGUUAUCCCACGUGGGAGGACUUUGUCUCCAAAGGAGUCAAACUUCAGUCGCAGCUCAGGACGACAAUCCUGGUGACAGGAGCCUUCCUGGAUGCCUUUCAGAAGGUGGCCGACAUGGCGAUGGGAGCCAGAGGCGCUACCAAGGAGAUUGGCUCGGCGCUAACCAGGAUGUGUAUGAGACACCGCAGCAUCGAGUCCAAACUCAAAGUCUUUACCACAGCUCUCUCAGAAAGUCUCAUCACCCCGUUAGAGCUGAGGAUGGAGGAGUGGAGGAAAGCCGCCAGUCAGCUGGACAAAGAUCACGCUAAAGAGUACAAAAAGGUGAGAGCAGACAUCAAGAAGAAGUCGUCAGACACCAUUAAACUGCAGAAGAAGGUCAAGAAAGGCAAGGACGAAGUGCGCAGCCAGCUGGACAGCGCCUUGCAGGACGUCAACGUACGAUACGCCGUCCUGGAGGAGACGGAGAAGAGGGCCGUGUGCCGAGCGCUUGUGGAGGAAAGAGCUCGCUACUGCAGCUUCGUGACCAUGCUGAAGCCUGUGCUGGACCACGAGAUCAACAUGCUGGGCGAGGUGACCCACCUGCAGGCCAUCCUGGAAGAUCUCACCGCCCUGACAGCUGAGCCCAAUAAACUCCCACCAGCCAGCGAGCAGGUGAUUCUGGACCUGAAAGGGUCUGACUUCAGCUAUGCCUACCAGACGCCUCCAGCCUCUCCUGGUAACACGCUUUCCAGGAAGAGCAGCGUUAGCAGUUACCAGUCGGGAUCAGUGAGGCACGUUCCCUCCCUGGACUCUAUCAGCUGUGCCGUGGAUGGAGUGCACCUCCAGGAUGCGUUUGGCUCCAGCAACCAGCUCACUCUGAUGGAAGCGAGAGGUGAAAAUGGCCUCCUGGCCCCCCCGCACAAUGCGUACACUCAGUACGGGGAGAGGGUCCGGGCCAUGUCCGCAUCCGGCAAGUCCUGCUCUGCCCGGGAUCAGCUGGCCUUGACCCUGGGUGUGUUGAACUCUGAGUUGCCGCGGAGCAGCCGGGACUCGCUGCACUGUUCCAGUGGUUACAGCACGCAGACGACCACGCCGUCCUGCUCUGAAGACACCAUCCACACACACGCUGUAAAGAGAGACCCUCUCCUCUAUGUCGACUACGAGUCCAUUUCCCUCCACGGGGACACCGACUCCAUCUCCCUGCACCACCUGUCGCACGCCAACAGCCAGUCGGACUUCGACAAGUCCUCCACCAUUCCGAGGAACUCUGACCUCGGUUUCCAAUUCAGGAAGUUCGCCCAGUCCAAGCGCCCCGCCUCCACCGUCAGCCUAUUGGCCGAGACGGAGAUGAUGGGCGGGUCCGUCCACCAGCUGCCGUCCCACACGGCGACCAUCAGACGCAAGCCGUCGACCAAGCCGGCGUAUCGCCGAGGCACCAUCAGCUGCGGCGUCCCCAUCCCCAUCUCCACGCCGCAGGUUCCCGUCAAAGCGGUGGCUGGGGCCGGCGGCAGCGAGGAGAACGUCUUCCUGGCGCCCUCUGCUGGAGGAGCGGGAGGCUUCGGCCACAAUAAACUCUGCACAUCCACGCAGAGCCUCAGCGCCCUGCCGCCUUCUUCGUCCCCGUACUACCAGCUUGUACCGGGUCAGAUGCCCAUCCCGGUGCCGGUGCCCACCGUGCCCUCCAUGCAGCAGCAGAGACAGUACCAGCAGCACCUCCACAUCCAGCAGCUCCACCACCAGCAGCAGCAGCGCAGCCAGCAACCCUCGGACCAGGAACCGCAGAUCCUGGACCAGCAGCACAAACAAAAGCUCUUCCAGCAGCAUCACCAGGCCCCCGUUACCCGGCGGGAGGACUCCAUCCCGGGCGACGGCGCUCAGAAUUGGGCCGCUCCGCCCCCCAGCCUGGACCAGGACCAGGACCAGGAGAUCCUGACGCAUGAGAGGGGUGAAAGACACAUGGUGAACCUGAUCAAGGGUGUGAAGCUGAAAAGGACCCUGACCAACGAUCGCUCCGCCCCCCUGCUGCCCCCGCCUGCCAAUCACAACUAAAGUCCUUGUGUGCUGGACUUGGUUCAGGUCUACACAAACUCUGGACUACUUGCUUUUAUUUGCUUAAGUCAGGCUGUGUUUUACCCUUCUUUUUUUUUGUUCCUGGUAAUCUCCCGCCUGCCUUCUUUUACCUUAUUUUGUGCUUUUAAGUGAGGAACCCCCUUCCUGCCCCGGAUGAUGCUAGACAGGAAGCUAGGGAUGUGGGCCAGGUGCGUCCAGACCCGGGUAGGCCGGGGUCACCUCUGUAGGAAGAAGAAAGAAAGUGUUGACAGAAGUACGGCACGGCGCCGAGUAAGCGGUUCUGGACGAGACAGGACACGACGCAGUGAGCUGGCUAAUCAAUCAUUUUUCUUUGAAUAUUGUAAUGUUUUAUCAGGUGACGUCAUAGCAGGCUAUGAGAAGCAGAGUUGAAGUGGGUCAGGUCACAGGGGAAAAAGGAUUCAUUUGACGCCCAGACACCAGUGGCCUGUACUCGGUUUUGGCCACAAGAUGGCGCACUUGGCUCAGCAGCUGAAUUGGAGGAACCCGUAAAAAGCUGAUUUAAGUGGCUCAGCAGCUGAAUUGGAGGAGAAUGGUGCAUCAAAUGUCCCUAAAACGCUGAUUUAAGUGGCUCAGCAGCUGAAUUGGAGGAGAAUGGUGCAUCAAAUGUCCCUACAAUGCUGAUUUAAGUGGCUCAGCAGCUGAAUUGGAGGGGAAUGGUGCAUCAAAUGGCCCUACAACGCUGAUUUAAGUGGCUCAGCAGCUGAAUUGGAGGAGAAUGGUGCAUCAAAUGUCCCUAAAACGCUGAUUUAAGUGGCUCAGCAGCUGAAUUGGAGGGGAAUGGUGCAUCAAAUGUCCCUAAAACGCUGAUUUAAGUGGCUCAGCAGCUGAAUUGGAGGAGAAUGGUGCAUCCAAUGUCCCUAAAAUGCUGAUUUAAGUGGCUCAGCAGCUGAAUUGGAGGAGAAUGGUGCAUCAAAUGUCCCUAAAAUGCUGAUUUAAGUGGCUCAGCAGCUGAAUUGGAGGAGAAUGGUGCAUCAAAUGUCCCUAAAAUGCUGAUUUAAGUGGCUCAGCAGCUGAAUUGGAGGAGAAUGUUGCAUCAAAUGUCCCUAAAACGCUGAUUUAAGUGGCUCAGCAGCUGAAUUGGAGGAGAAUGGUGCAUCAAAUGUCCCUAAAACGCUGAUUUAAGUGGCUCAGCAGCUGAUUUGGAGGAGAAUGGUGCAUCAAAUGUCCCUAAAACGCUGAUUUAAGUGGCUCAGCAGCUGAAUUGGAGGAGAAUGGUGCAUCAAAUGUCCCUAAAACGCUGAUUUAAGUGGCUCAGCAGCUGAAUUGGAGGAGAAUGGUGCAUCAAAUGUCCCUAAAACGCUGAUUUAAGUGGCUCAGCAGCUGAAUUGGAGGGGAAUGGUGCAUCAAAUGUCCCUAAAACGCUGAUUUAAGUGGCUCAGCAGCUGAAUUGGAGGAGAAUGGUGCAUCAAAUGUCCCUACAACGCUGAUUUAAGUGGCUCAGCAGCUGAAUUGGAGGGGAAUGGUGCAUCAAAUGUCCCUAAAACGCUGAUUUAAGUGGCUCAGCAGCUGAAUUGGAGGAGAAUGGUGCAUCAAAUGUCCCUAAAACGCUGAUUUAAGUGGCUCAGCAGCUGAAUUGGAGGGGAAUGGUGCAUCAAAUGUCCCUACAACGCUGAUUUAAGUGGCUCAGCAGCUGAAUUGGAGGAGAAUGGUGCAUCAAAUGUCCCUACAACGCUGAUUUAAGUGGCUCAGCAGCUGAAUUGGAGGGGAAUGGUGCAUCAAAUAUCCCUAAAACGCUGAUUUAAGUGGCACAGCAGCUGAAUUGGAGGGGAAUGGUGCAUCAAAUGUCCCUAAAAUGCUGAUUUAAGUGGCUCAGCAGCUGAAUUGGAGGGGAAUGUUGCAUCAAAUGUCCCUACAACGCUGAUUUAAGUGGCUCAGCAGCUGAAUUGGAGGGGAAUGUUGCAUCAAAUGUCCCUACAACGCUGAUUUAAAUGCCACAAGCAGUUUAAGUUGCUUGUGCCCGAAAUAAAGUUGCUGAUUUUUGUUCAUUUGAGCAGCUUUUGGUUGUCAGGACUAGUUUGAUAGAGUCUAUUUUACGGCUACGUGACCUUUUCACACAGUCCUGACUUGCUGCGAGCAUCCUCGGUUACCGUGGUUACGGCUCUUUUCGCAUGCUGGGAAAUACUUUGCUGGCUUCCUUCCCCGUGCUGCUGGCUUAUUGUCGUUGACAUCUUGUAGAUCAGAUUGUACAUACUCCUGAUUGACGGAUCUAUCACGUUGUGUUUUUCACUCUGCAGCCGCCGCCUUUAUUUUUCUAGAAGAGCUUCGAAGAUGCUGGAACACAAGCGACAGAAUGUACUUUUGUUUCUUUCAAGUCUUCUUGAUGCUGUCUUGCUCCAAUGUGGGACCAGAUAAUUAUAUUGACAUUGCUCAACUAAA
Molecule: messenger RNA, 5144 nt
Organism: Entelurus aequoreus (snake pipefish)
Lineage: Eukaryota; Metazoa; Chordata; Actinopteri; Syngnathiformes; Syngnathidae
Gene: mtss1
Product: MTSS I-BAR domain containing 1
Exons: 14
Coding region: 624-2726 (700 amino acids)
Biological process (GO): plasma membrane organization; cell projection assembly
Cellular component (GO): cytoplasmic side of plasma membrane; actin cytoskeleton
Molecular function (GO): actin binding; phospholipid binding
Source: RefSeq, a predicted model, not a curated record